Molecule: messenger RNA, 1247 nt
Organism: Acanthopagrus latus (yellowfin seabream)
Lineage: Eukaryota; Metazoa; Chordata; Actinopteri; Spariformes; Sparidae
Gene: guca1aa
Product: guanylate cyclase activator 1A
Exons: 4
Coding region: 1-570 (189 amino acids)
Molecular function (GO): calcium ion binding; calcium sensitive guanylate cyclase activator activity
Source: RefSeq, a predicted model, not a curated record
AUGGGGAACUCAACAGGAAGCACCGUGGACGAUCUGCAGGCGGUGGAGAUGCACCUCUGGUACAAGAAGUUCAUGACCGAGUGCCCGUCGGGUCAGCUCACCCUGCACGAGUUCAAGCAGUUCUUCGGCCUGCGAGGGCUGGACCCCGAGGCCACCGCGUACAUCGAGCAGAUGUUCCGGACGUUUGACAUGAACAAGGAUGGCUACAUAGACUUCAUGGAGUACGUGGCCGCUCUCAGUCUGGUGAUGCGAGGAAAGAUGGAGCACAAGCUGCGCUGGUACUUCAAACUUUAUGAUGUGGACGGCAACGGCUGCAUCGACCGACACGAGCUCCUCAACAUCAUAAAGGCCAUCCGCGCAAUCAACGGGAAUGAGAAUCAGGAUGUAACUGCUGAGGAUUUCACCAACCGCGUGUUUGACAGGAUUGAUAUAAACGGAGAUGGUGAGCUCUCCCUGGAGGAGUUUGUGGCCGGCGCCCGCAGUGACGAAGAUUUCAUGGAGGUGAUGAUAAAAAGUCUGGACCUCUCCCACAUUGUGGCCAUGAUCCACAACAGGCGGCACAGUGUUUAGAUCCGCUCGGCCCGACUGACUCAUCCUCAUUCAUGAUUUCACCCGAGCGCUUCAGUACGUUGCCUCUGGUAAAAUAAGUCAUUUAUUGACUGAGAUUUCUAUUAAGAUUGAAUCCAGUUGAAUAUGAUGCCAGUGUAGUGCAAACACUGACAUUUCUUCUUCUUUUUUUAAAAACCUCUAAAGAAAGACACACAUGCACUUUAAAAUGCACUUGGAUGACUCAGUGAACCAGUGCAGACUGGUCAUUGUCCUUGUUUAAUGACGCUGAGCUCUCCCAAGGCCACCUUGGCAUGAGGGAUGAUCUCUCUGACGCUGCACUCACCCACUGAUACCUCCGGGGAUAAAACAGGGAGAUAGAGGAGCAGAGUGGCAAUUAUAUGCACUCAAUGCUUUCCAAAUCUUUUUUUUUUUUCCUGGGUCUGGGUUCCUCUGCAUCACAUUACUCAACUCUCUGUUUACUCGCUCCUGCCUGAAGGCAAACAGGAGGAAGCCAUGACUCUGUGCUUCACAUCCAGCUCAUUUGAUCGAGCCAAAGGCUGAAAUACAGAGCGGGUAAAGGUUUCCUGAGGAGAUUAACCAAGUGCGCACAUCGAUUGUCGAGUGUUUACCUUUUUAUAACUUUUUUUUUUUUAAUUGAUUCAAGUAGAAACAAAAGGUGAAAACACAGGCUCGGCAUU